AUGCCGGCGCUUAUACCUUCCGAGAAGAUCUGGUCGGACCCGCUUCUAAUCAACCUUGUCCAUGAUGAGGUCCUCAACGUCGAUGACGGCUUAAAUCCCAAGGCGCAGGCUGCCCACCUUGCCCAAGCAUGCCCUGCCUACGCCUUUGCCGUGGCUCGCGCGAUCCGGGACCAGCUCCAUGCGAUGACUGCUCAGGCCGACUUCGCCGUUCAGCCCCCUCCCGUGUCCGUCGAGAUCACCUUUGUCACAGCGCCGAUCAACAGUCACGGCCUCGAUCGACGGAAUCCAUUACCAAAAGUCCUACCGUGA
Parathielavia appendiculata is the source of this 309-nucleotide messenger RNA. RefSeq lists its product as uncharacterized. The transcript has 2 exons. NCBI's taxonomy places the organism in Eukaryota, Fungi, Ascomycota, Sordariomycetes, Sordariales, Chaetomiaceae. Bases 1 to 309 code for a protein of 102 amino acids. The record is from RefSeq and is a predicted model, not a curated record.